Molecule: messenger RNA, 10252 nt
Organism: Brassica rapa (field mustard)
Lineage: Eukaryota; Viridiplantae; Streptophyta; Magnoliopsida; Brassicales; Brassicaceae
Product: zinc finger MYM-type protein 1-like
Molecular function (GO): protein dimerization activity
Source: RefSeq, a predicted model, not a curated record
UGAUUUGCGAUGUCAUCAUUAUAAUCAUAUGACUAGGUGAUAAUCCGCGCCUUGCGCGGAGUGAAUUGACUCGGUGAUUUAAUGUUUGACAUCCAAAAUAAAGUCUGUAUUUGCAAUAUAUGAUUGAUAAAGUAGGACUUUAUAACACCGGAAGAAAGUUUCAAGAACGGUAAAAACAUAUUUAAACAAUAAAAUAAGUUUUUUAUAACUUAAAAGCUCAUUUAUUAUUAAGAUGCAUAAUUAAAGAAUUUAUCAUAAUAGUUCUUAAGUAAGAUAUUGAAAGCCAAAACAAAAAUAUAAAUGUGAAUAGAAUACUAAUAAAACGAAAAAAUCUCCAGUGUGGAGCUGCGCACCUUAGCGAGCUUGGUCAUGUCUCGGUUCUAAGAUACAGAGUGUACUCUGCUUCAAAGUGUUCUCGUCGAGAUGAAUAGUCAUGUCUCUCUUCUAAGAGAAAAGAGUGGGUUAUAUAGUUCAUACAAUAUAUACACGUUCAAGAACCAUUAUGCAGUGUGGAUGAAAAAUGCUUAGCGAGCUCGGUGAUGUAUCGUUUCUAAGAUUCAGAGUGUUCUCUUCUUGAAAGUGUUCAUGCUGAGUUCUUCGCCGAUAUGAAUGUUCAUAUCUCCCGUAUAAGAGAAAAGUUAAUUACGUCUUCAUCUUCUCGAUUCUAUGUUUCUAACUUACAUGUGUUACUAUCUAGUGCUUCGCGAUGUGCACUGACAGAGCACACCCGUAUAUGUUAUGGAAAGUCUUCAUGAUGGGAAAUAAUCUUUACGAUGGUACGGUGAUGUCGUAGCUUAAGCUUUACGUGAUAACUCAUUCCACGAGUGGUUUUUUUAAUUUUCUAGAUCAAUGAAACGUUUCCAAAAAUUAUGUAAUAGCAAAACCAAUUAAGGCAACUAAUUUGUGAGAGUCUCUGUACAAUGGACAUGUGUCAUACAUGGUGUGAAAGCAUUAACUCCAAUGCUCCUCUUUAAUAUAUAAGGGAUUAAGGCAACUAAUUUGUGAGAGUCUCUGUACAAUGGACACGUGUCAUACAUGGUGUGAAAGCAUUAACUCCAAUACUCCUCUUUUAAUAUAUAAGAGAUUCGUUUCAUUCCUCCAAUUCAUUUUUUAUAUGAGUUAUCUAUGAUUCAUCGAUUACCUCUUUGUUAGUGGAUUAAUUUGAUCGGUGAUUGAUGAUAAAUAAUAAUUAGAUGGAUCUUAUUUGUUUCAUAAAUCCUUUUUAAAACAAUACGGUAAGAGAUGUUAAGUGAUCUUAUGGAGAGAUUGAAAUAGGCUUUGGCUAUCCCAUCUUCACAUACUUUCUCCUCUCAAUGGAAGCAUGGCGAGUCUCAGCUGGAGCCCCAGUCCUCCUUAAUGGUUUAUUUUCUCUGCUAUGGAAGUCAAGUUGCAGGAGGUGCUGCAGGUCAAGAUGGAAUUUACGUUGUGUGCUCUGGGGAGAAUACUUGGCUCUUUUGCGCUACCUAUGAUGGAUUUAAUAGAAUAGAUGAUGCUUAUAGCUUGGCUUGUACUUUUAUGAGUCCAUUGUGUUCCAUCUCCGGUUACUUGAUUACUUGGAAAAAAUUAGGUUUGAGCUGGAGAUGGUAAAUCAGUGGUGAAUCUACUAAGGUGAUUGGGGUGUCCCUUAAAUCUGUAUAAAAUUUUAAUUGUGUGUAAAUCCAACAAAAUUUCCUUGGUAGUUUUGGUAAAAUCCUCAUAUUGACACCCCUCAAACCACAGUUCAAGCCUAGCAUGACACCUCUUAUUUCUUUUUAAUUGGUAUUUUGACACCCCUUAACAUAAUUCAUGCGUCGCCAAUGUGGUAAGUGCUUAACCACACUUACUAGAUCAGAAAACACUAGGUCAUCUCCUGACACUGACAUGUCACACGAUUCGCUAAUAACCAGGCCCGUGCCUUAUAUAAGGCAGCUAAAGCAUUAGCUUUAGGCCACAUUAAAAAGAAAAAAAAAUUGGGCCACAUCUUUAAUUCUGUGUAUAGUCCUUUUUAUUUGUUUCCAUAUUUUUAUGUAAAAGUUAUCAAACAAUAAAGGCAAUUAACCUUUUGUUAGUUUCCAUUUUUAUGUUAUAGUUAUCAAAAUGAAAUUAAAAGGAAAUUUAACACUUUCAAACAUAAAGAAACUUUCCAGCCAUCACUAUAAAUAACUUUGACCCUCUUCGUAAAUACACACAGACAGGGGCGGACCCACGGUAGAGUGGGGUGUGGCACGUGCCCCAUACUACAAUUAUAUAUUUCUUGUACACAUAUAUAACAUAUUGUUGUCAGUAGCUCCUUUGGUUAUUAGACUCACAGUAGUGCCCCACGCUUUACGAGUUCGAACCUAGGCUUCUUUUUUUUAGUAUUUGUUUUUGUGUGAUUAGGAUAAAGAUAAAUAACGUAGUGUUUUAGUUUGACACAAAUCUCAAGACUGAAACUAGAGACAAAGUUGAUGUUAACACAAUAAUUUUUUUUUUUAUAUAUUUUGUUUUAUUUUAAUCACUUUUCAUAAAUAUAUAUUCUUUUUUUACUAUGUUGCUAAAUUUUUUUAUGAGUGAUUUUCUUUUAGUAUAUAGUUUUUCUGAAGUAAAAAAUAUUACACUUUAUUUUGUUAUUUAUUUGUAUUAAUUCGCAUUUAUUAAUUAUAAUACUUAGAUUAAAAUGAAAGCUAUAUUGAAUAAGUGUUUAUAAUGAAACUAUAUGUGUAAUAUAUAUUUUUAUCUUAAUAUUACUUCAACUAAAUACUUAGUAUUAUGAAAUGUUUAUCUUUUUUUUAUUUGAAUAUUUCCUUAAAUAAGAUGUAAAUAUUAAUGAUUAAUGUUAUUUAUUUUAAAAUUAUUAUAUAAUUUAUUUUUUAAUUAUAUUUAACAUUUUUUUUAAAAAAUAACAUAGUAUUAUAUAUUGUGCCCCAUGUUAAUUUAUUUUCUAGAUCCGCCCCUGCACACAGAUAAUUUUUCUUUGAUCACUGACUUGUUUACAUCUAUCCGUAACGAUUGAACUUUGAUUUGAUAAUUUGGUAUUUCUCAAGUUCUCUGUUUCUUUAAUUAUUAUUUUCUUCUUCAUUAGUUGUUCACUUUGUAUGGUUUAGAUUUUAAAUAUUGUCACCAUUUGAUUAGUAAAUCAGUUAUAAAGUGAUGUUGAAUUGAAUUUUAAAAUAAAUUAUAGUUGUGGAGGUGGUCUUUACGAACGAACAUGUUUCAGAAGAGAUGAUGUUCUUCUUUUAAAAAUAAGAACUAUUAUUGGUGCCUUAUUUUUCUUUAUGUUGUUGUAUAGUUAAGUCAUCCUUAUUUUUAAUACGUACUUAUAUUUUUUUGUCUUGUACUAUUAUUUGAAUUUAAUUAAUUUUAAUUCAGUUUCUUACAAUAGUUUUGUAAUAAUGUUGUUUGCAGAAAAAUGCCUCCAGUGAGCACUAGAAAGCAUGUUCAUGGAUCAGUUAAAAGGAAGGAAAAAAAGAAAAGAGAUGAGUUUAUCAAAUCUCAAGCUAACUCUAUGCUUAAGUUCGUCACAAAAUCAGGACCUUCUAAAACGGAUGUGCCUACGGAGGAUGAGAUAAACAAAAAAGAUGCAUGUGAUGAAGAAGAGAUGCUUACAAAUGAGAAUCAGGAAGACGCUGAUGCAGUUGAGUACAUGGAAGAGACCAGAGAAAAGAAUAUGGAAGAGACCAGAGAAAAAAAUAUCAGAAACGUUAAUGAAAAGCAUGGAAACAUGGAUUCUACUGAUCCUGGAACGUGGAAAAGAAUUGAGAAAGGAGAUAGAGAUUUCUUGGUUGAAAAGGGUCCUCCGGUCAGAUUACCAAUUAAUUAUCACUUUCCGAGAGACAAAUUUAAUAGAUGUUUUUCUCAUUCAUCUUAUACAAGAAAAAUGAGCAAUGGAGAAAAUCAUGAUAGAAGAUGGCUGGUUUAUUCAAAAUCUAAAGAUCUUCUUUUUUGCUGGUGUUGUAAGCUAUUCAGCCAUGAAAAAGAUCUUCCUAUAUUGGCAAGUACCGGGUUUAGUGACUGGAGGAAUAUUUCUUCUCGUUUGAAAAGUCAUGAAACUAGUCAUACUCAUAUUUUAUGCAUGACUAAAUGGACAGAGCUGGAAGUGAGACUUCAAAGGAAUGAAACUAUUGAUCGACAUGUGCAAGAAGAAAUAAAUAGGGAGAAAAGACAUUGGAGAGAUGUACUGUUGAGGCUGCUUUCAUUGGUUGAAGCUUUUGCUAAAUAUAACAUUUCUUUUCGUGGAGACAAUGCGAAGAUUGAUGAUGAGAACAACGGAAAUUUUCUGGGUAUGAUUAAGGCGAUUGCAAAAUUUGAUCCAGUAAUGAAAAAACAUCUCCGGCGAUUUGAAAAAGGUGAAACUCAAUAUCAUUAUCUCAGUCACAAAAUUCAGAAUGAGUUAAUAGAGUUACUUGCAUCUGAAAUCAAGUUAAUGAUCAUCGAGAAGAUUCAGAAUGCGAAGUAUUUUUCGGUAAUUCUAGAUUGUACUCCUGAUAUUAGUCGUAAAGAACAAAUGGCUCUUAUUGUCCGAUGCGUGGAUACUUCGACGUCUUCUCCCAAAGUUGAAGAAUUUUUCCUCACAUUCUUAGAAGUAAAUGAUACAUCAGGAAAAGGACUAUUCGACGCUCUACGAAAGGUAUUGUUUGAUUUCAAGUUGAAUAUUAAUGAUGUGAGAGGACAAGGUUAUGACAAUGGAGCAAACAUGAAAGGAAAAUACAAAGGUGUGCAAAGCAGAUUACUUGAAGUUAAUCCAAGAGCAUGUUAUACUCCAUGUGGAUGUCAUAGCCUUAAUCUCGCGCUUUGUGAUAUGGCUUCUUCAUCUAAAAACGCAGUGUCAUUCUUUGGGAUUGUUCAACAAAUCUACUGUCUGUUUUCAUCUUCAACUAGAAACUGGGAGAUAUUCAGAGAGAAGGUGAAUGGCCUAACACUCAAACCAUUAUCACAAACUCGCUGGGAGAGUCGGAUAGAUAGUGUAAAGCCUAUAAGAUUUCAGACACUACAAAUACGAGAGGCUUUAUUUUACUUGGCUGAAAGUAGUAAUAAUCCAAUGCAUAAAAGUCAAGCUGAGUCUCUUGCUGAGAGUGAAUCACAUGGAAUUGGAGGGUUUGAAUUUUUAUUUGGAAUGAUCAUUUGGCAUGAACUUCUAUCUGCUUUUAACAUAGUAAGCAAGAUCCUACAGUCAGAGGAUAUGGAUAUUGAUGUUGCUAUUUCUCAACUAAAUGGACUUGUGUUAUUUCUGAAACAAUAUCGAGAAACAGGUUUUGAGCAAGCAAAAGCUGAAGCUACACGAAUUGCAAAUGAGAUGGAGAUUGAGCCUGCAUUUUCUGUAAAGCCAAACCGUACUAGAAAAAGGAAAAGACAUUUUGAUGAAGAUAUCAACAAUGAAGAAGAAAGUAUGGUGUUACCUGGGGAGGAGGGAUUUAGGGUGGACUACUUCAUAAACAUCAUGGAUCAAGCUAUUGUUUCUAUUGAAACAAGAUUUGAACAAUUCCAAAGUUAUGAUAAAACUUUUGGAUUUUUGUUUGAUUUAAACAAGCUGAAAUCAACUAGUGAUGAUGAGCUGAUGGAAUCUUGUGUUAGACUUGGAGAUUUUUUUAGGCAUGGUGAACAUUCUGAUGUAAAUGGGGAAGAUUUAUGUUCGGAGUUUAAACUUCUAAGAAUGGUACUACCAGAAGAAGUUAAAAGAGCAGCUGAGGUAUUGAACUCUUUGAAAGGAAUGGAGGAUUUUUAUCCAAAUUCAUGGAUUGCUUAUCGAAUAUUGUUGACAGUCCCGGUAUCUGUUGCCUCUGCAGAAAGAAGUUUUUCUAAGUUGAAGUUGAUAAAAAAUUAUCUGCGAUCUACUAUGUCACAAGAAAGGUUGAAUGGGUUAUCAAUGAUAUCUAUUGAAAAAGAUAUGGUUGAUAAACUUGAUUACGAAAAGAUUAUGGACGAAUUUGCCGGAAGAAAAGCUAGAAGAUCUGUUUUUCAAAAAUAAAAUUGUAUUGAUAUAUUAUGGUUUUUGUAUUUCUAAAAUUUAAUUAUAUUUAAUUAUAUUUUACGAGGGCCACAUUUUUUUUUAUGCUUUAAGCCACUUAAAUAUCCGGGACGGCACUGCUAAUAACACCUAAGUUGUUGUUGGUCCACAUCAUCACGAUUCAGCGCCUCGGAAACGUUUCAGACUUAUCAGCUAACUACAUUUUGGUUAAUUAUUUAUCACCAUAACGUUCUUUUGUUGUUAACUAACUAUUAUAAAAUUAAUUUACAAAAGUUUUAACUAUCAAAACUAGAAUCACAUUACACUACGCGUACAUCGAAUUUUCUCAUAAUGACGUUUUGGAGAUGAUUACAGAUUUAUAUGGAUAUUGUUUUUUUUGGUCUAAUGUGGAUGGAUAUUGUUUGCAGCUUCAACAAAUGACAUUACGCAUAUAUAGUAAAAACAAAUUAAGCAAAUUGACGAAUGGUUUGAUCCCAGAUAAUAUAUUUAUUUUCUCAUAUCAUGCGUGCAUAUUAAUGCAAUUUGGUGUGCAUGGAGGGCAGAAAGAGACAAUCCAGUGCCGAUUCAUAGUAUAUGAUCGACUCUAAUUAUAUCUAUAGAGACAAAAUAUACUAUAUAAUUGUGUUCAAUUUAACCAAUAAUAUAAAACCUGCAGAAUCAUUAAUGAAGAUUAGCUGAGGAAGAGGAAAUUAAUUGACGAGAUCCUUAAAACCAAACAAGUGGUGGUGCGAACGUAACGUCGCAUGGGGGGGACGCAUUUUCCAUAACAUGCACUUGGACCCACUUUUAUUUAUAUGAAUUUUGUUAAUAUUUUCUUUGUUAUUUUUCUUAUAUAUAGUAUAUUCAGUAUUUUGGUUUAGUCCAAGGCUUCAAUCAUUUCUUCCAAUUUUAUUGUUUCGGUAUAAUUUGUUACGUAAAUUCAUGAAUAUUCGACUAAAUUAAUAUGAUAAGUGAACAUAUCACGAGGGUUAUCAUCAUGCCAUAUGCGGAAAAUGUGAUAUGUAGGAGUAUGAACUCGAGGUGUGGACAGUGGAUUAUUGAUUAACGAUUUUGUGUUUCUUUUCCAGCUCAACAAUUUAUUUAAGGUAAUUCGUUAUUUUAAUUGCAAUGCAGGGUUUUUCGAAAUUUUUUUUUUGCAAUGCGGCUUAGAAGUAGGGACGUUGCACAAAAUGUUAAUGUAGCUAACAAUAGUUCAUAGAGAAGAUAAUGUCUGUAAUAUAUCAUAUUAUUCUUUUUUUUUUGGGCAACAUCAUAUUAUUCAUAUACACUUCACAUCAUCUUGAAUUUUAAGAACAAACUGAAAAGUGAGUACUUCUUUUUAGACCGACAGUAACAAUGAUUCAACCGUUUACAUGACAUGAAAUUGAAUUGUCUCUGGUUCCUCUUUUACACAUUCCGUAUUUGUAAAUGUGCUUUUUGUUGAUCAAUAAAUUUCAAAUUUCAACGGAAAAAAUGUUGUGUAUAUGAAUAAUACAGUGUUGAUCAAUAAAGUGUAGGCAAUUAUAAUUUAACUUACGCAUUUUUCCUAAAUACAAUGUUUGAUAAUAAUUUUUAUCUGCAUGUUACUUUAUAAAUUAUAAAUAAAUAAUUGGAGAUGAGACAUUCGUGCACAUGGGGGGCAUGUACACAAAAUAAGUGUUUUGGUGUGGUGCGCCGUAUUACAUUGUCAAUAUUUAUCAUCCGUUUCUUAUGCCUAAAAUACUUCAAUUUAAUUUUCUUCGUAAACAAAAAGCAUCUUCAGUAAAUCUUAAGUUUUCCUGGUUAGAGUAUUUUGUAUAAUUUUCUGUGUGUUUAUAAUAGUAUUUGAAUCACAUAUAAAAUCAAUAAUUACUUUGAUUGUUUGUCAAAUAAACAACUGCAUUAUUUUCAAAAAAUAAAAUGAACAACUGCAUUGUUUUUUUUUUAACACAAACAAUUGCAUUGUUUAAAGGGUCUUUGUUUAAAAUACAUUUCCCUACCUUUUUCUAGCUACACAUGUGGUAGGGUUUAUUUAUAAUGUUUAAAAAUAAAUCAUAAAUCUCCCACUUCCGUGUAUUAUGUGUAAAUAAUUAAUGUGUAUUUACUUAUAUACAUAUAAAAGUUUUGACCCUUCAUGCGGCCGCGGGUGGCUAAUGGCCAUUGUUUGUACAAGUACAAAGUACGAACUAUCUUCAAAAAAAAAAAAAUUGUUGUAAAAGCACUUUUUUUAACACUUCAAUCUUAUUGUUUUCGUUUUUGUUCGGUUAAUUUCAUAGUUUUAUGCAACUUUCAAAUUGUAAGGUGUAACUUGUAACUAUUGAUUACUAAAAAAACUAUUGAUAUUGAUUAAUUGGUAGCGCAUAAAUACACUUUCUAACAACAUCUAGUAUAAAAAUGACUACUUGAGUUUUUUUUUUUUUGCUAAAAGGUUUUCUAUUGACUACUACUUGAGUUAGAGUCGCUUUGGUCCAUGAUUGAUAUUCUAAAAUGUACAGGUUUAACAGUUAUGUUUGAAACUGGAUAUUUUUUUAUAGCCUUUUGCUGUAUAUUUAUUCAUAAAUCUAUAGAUCUGAAAUAGAAAUAUUGGAGAGAUUUGCCACUAACAAAUAUGCUUAUUUUAGAAAAAAAUUUGUGAGUCUGUUAUUCGACGGCUACACUCACCAAAACAUGUUCAUAACAAUUAUGUUUUUACCAAAAGUAGCACUUAAAGAUAUCUCAACUUAAAAUAAUUUUUUUUUGGGGUAACAAACUUAAAAUAGUUUCAAAGCAUUGGAUAUAUUCUUUACUAAGCGGUGUAUUUCAUGUCAGCAAUUAGUAUCUUUAUGUGUAUAUAAAUAGAAUAAAAAAUCCAUAGGAAGUUUGAAAAUAUUUUAAAAUAAAAAUUCAAUAAAGCAUUGACGAAUCAGCGUGUGUAAACAGUUUAAAUUUAAGUAUAAUUUUAUUUCUGCUAACAAAUUUUUAUUAGUUUUAUUAUUCUUAUUUUCUAUAUUUUCUUUUCAAAAAAUUUUAGAUACUUGAUUUUCGUAGCGUUCCUUAUAAUUUUUUUUGAGAAAUAAUCUUAGGAUUAUUGACUUCAAAUAUAUCAUUAAUAUUUUUAAUAAAAAAUAUUUAAAUUGUUUAGUUGAUAAACGGAAAGACAUCUGAUUUAAUUUAAGCAAAAUACAUUUGGGUCAUUUUAUCUUCUGAAAACAUAUCUUCUGAAAACAGAUAUAUAAUAUUAUUUGAUAAGUGAAUUUGCUUAUUUGUUAUAUUCUCAUUGAUUUUAGAAUAAGUCAUUAGCUUAAUUAAUAUUACUAUUUAUAAUUAUAUACAUAUAUAUAUAUAUAAUUAUAUAUAUAUAUAUAUUUAUCAUGAUAUUUAAGAUAAUUAAUAAACAUUAACCUAUUCUACCGAUAUGUACACUAAUAUUUUUAAAAAUAUAUAUUUUAAUAUAUACAGUUAUAAUGAUAUUUAGGACAUUUAGUUAAUAAACAGAUAUUUACAACUAAUAUUAAAAUAGAUACCGAUAAUCAUAAUUACAUUUAUCUUAUAUUUAGUUAUGAUUUUAAUGACUAAUAUUAUAGCUAAUUUUUCUGAUUCUUAUUAGAAAUAUUGAUCCAAGUACAGAUUAUUACAAUGCUAUAAUUAAGAUUAAAGUUAAAGCAUCAUUAAAAAUAUAAAUAAUAUAAAUCAUAUACUUAUGUUAAAUAUUAUAUAUUCAUAUAUAUAUAUAUGUAACAUUAAACAAUCAUAUUCCUAACCUAAAAUAAAUUAAUUUGUAUUUGUACAUGCCGAACAUUAAAAUAACCAAAUGAAUUUAUGCUAAUAAUGAAUUUAUCCGUAUAAUCACAAAUGUUUUCAAAAUAAAAUAUUUAAAACCAAAAUAGUUAAUGUUAUAUAAACUAUAAAACGAAAAUUAACUAAAAAUAUUAAAAAAUAUAUGGAAGCAUAAAAAACAUUAAAUAACACUAAAACUGUUAAAAGUCUCACAUUAAAAAUUUUGUGAACCAUGGUUUAAUUUUUUUUAUGACAAGGUACAAAUGAUUACAAAAUCAUAUAAAUAUGAAGACUCAUUUAAUAAAUAUUAAGAUUAAAUAUAUAUAUAAUCUAUAUUAAUUUCAUUGUUUGAACAAUUUUUUUGAUAAAAGCUUUGAACAAAUAUUGACAAUUUAAUAGUUAAAUUUUAAAUUUUUCAUUGAUUUUGUUUUUAAUUAUAAAUUACAAAAACUAUUAAACAUCACACAAUGAAAAAAAUGUUAUCAGUAAUUCAAAGUUUUUGUUAUAAGAAGAUACAAAUCAUCAAAACAAUAUGAGUAGAAAAAAUUAUUUAAUAAAUAUCAAUAUUUUAAAUAUAUUAUAUAUCUAUGUAAAUAUCAUUUAAAUUUAAAUAUA